Xiphias gladius (swordfish) is the source of this 808-nucleotide messenger RNA. RefSeq names its product troponin C, slow skeletal and cardiac muscles-like. NCBI's taxonomy places the organism in Eukaryota, Metazoa, Chordata, Actinopteri, Istiophoriformes, Xiphiidae. Gene Ontology annotation, molecular function: calcium ion binding. Gene Ontology annotation, cellular component: myosin II complex. The transcript has 6 exons. The record is from RefSeq and is a predicted model, not a curated record. The coding region runs from base 80 to 565 and encodes 161 amino acids.
UUGCUGCCAGCAUUUGAAUUGUAUCUGAGUGCAGCAGUGCGUUCAGCAGUAAGUCAGAGGCAGGGACGGACCAGCAGCCAUGGAUGAUGUAUAUAAAGCAGCGGUUGAAAACUUGACAGAGGAGCAGAAAAAUGAGUUCAAGGCUGCAUUUGACAUCUUCAUCCAGGAUGCAGAGGAUGGCUGCAUCAGCACCAAAGAGUUGGGAAAGGUGAUGAGGAUGCUGGGACAGAAUCCUACCCCUGAAGAGUUACAGGAGAUGAUAGAUGAGGUGGAUGAGGAUGGUAGUGGCACAGUAGAUUUUGAUGAGUUCUUGGUUAUGAUGGUCCGCUGCAUGAAGGAGGAGAGCAAAGGAAAAUCAGAAGAGGAGUUGGCUGAACUAUUCCGCAUGUUUGACAAGAAUGGAGACGGCUACAUAGACUUAGAAGAGCUGAAGACCAUGCUGGAGUCCACUGGAGAGGCCAUCACGGAGGAUGACAUUGAGGAGCUGAUGAAGGAUGGAGACAAAAACAAUGAUGGCAAAAUUGAUUAUGACGAGUUUCUGGAGUUCAUGAAAGGUGUUGAAUAAAGAAUUCAGCUGAAGGCCUCACACUGCACCACCUAUCUUCAAUUGUGACAACAUCAUCUAAGGCCAUUCCUGAAGACAUGCUUUCAGCCUUUGUCUGCUUUGAACAAUACAUACAACACACCUGUCCUCAGCAGACACCUGUCCUGUCAGUUAUUCUCAAACAACACCACCAAGGACCUGAAAGGUUUGCCUCGCAAAAACUGCAAAAAUAUAAAGGCUAUUUUCAAUAAAAAGAUUUUCAUA